CGCUCACACAGGUCAGACAGGUAAAGAGGCAGCCAGGUGAGCCGCAGUAUCUCAGGUCCCGACCCCGAGGAGCUGACGGACACUGAGAUGACGUCUCCUCCUCCUCCUCCCGUCCCGAAGCCUCGCCGCUGCUACAGGGACAGUCGAAGCUCCACCUACUCUCUGGAAAGAGCUGAUGAAAAUCUGCAGCCAGCUUUGUCUGAUGGAGCUCACAAGAGCACAGAUGAAGACGCUCACAGUGCGUUGAGUCAUAGCCUCACCUUCCCAACUUUGGCCGGUGUGACUGGCGUCAUCGCCACCAACAUCCCAUCACUGUCAGGAAUCGCUGCUACCAUCGGAGGCUCCACCCCCCCUCCACCCCCCUCCUUAGACAGCAUGACUAAUAGCCUUACCACCCACAUUCCUGACUUAGCAGAAGCUGCUAACACUGUGGCUAACCCUGCUUCAUUCACUUCAUCACCACCAGCAGUCAAGACAAGUGCUGCUGCAUUAAACCCCACCCCCUCUACCACACCUGCCCCUGCUGCUAACUUGGGCAGCAUUCUUAACUCACUGGCUAACAUUCCCAGUUUCACAGGGAUUGUUAGUGGUGUGGGUAACCUUGCUGAGAGCUCCUCUCCAUCAGCCCCAUCACUCCCAAAGAGUAAACCCCGCCCAUCCUCGCUGACAGGAUUUGCAACUGGAGACACUCACACAGAUGUUGGAGCACUGUCACAGCUGGUGACAUCAGCUUUAGACCCUACUGCCGGAGUCGUGCUGCCACCUGUAGAGGGUACUGCAGGGGCCACAGAUGAAGUUUUAUCUCCAGCUCCUCAAAGCACCAAAGCAGAAAACCCAUCUGCCACCAUGCUGGCCUGCUGGACAACCCAAGAGGAAGCUGACAGUGAUUCGUCCAAUGAGGGGGAAGAUCCAGGUGUUAGCACCGCCCCUUCCACAGCUGAAGAAGAUCCUGCUUCUGCCCCAAUGACCAAUGAUGACAAAAUUUUGUCCAUUAAUUCAGGUCGUCUCAAACCCACUCGGCCAGCCCCGCCCCCACCCAGCGCAGCGGGCCGAUCAGGAAAAUCAAUGAGACAAAAGACACCGAGGGCGGCCACCAUCCGAGUGUCGAGGAAGAAGGGCGCCGCGGGGAGACCGGCUCCUCAGAGCACUGUUGUCCGGGCCAGCUGGUUGGACGUCUGGAAGGGGUUCAGAUAUAAUGUUUUAUGGGCGAUGCUGGAUGGACAGCUGAUGUCUCUGUGGAAAAAACGCACAGACCGGUUCAGUGAGGUGUUGUUUCACGUUUCCAGCAUCACCAACGUGAAGAAACAGGACAACUGCAGAUUCUCUGUGUACUUCAGGAAGAAGCAUUAUGACUUCAUGGCUCAUAAUGAUGAGGUUCAGGAUGGUUGGGUCACUUCUCUUCUGGCGACUCGAGGCCAUCCAAGCCCCACCCCCCCAGAAAUCCACGGACAAAUCACCAUUAAGGACAUGCGGGGCCGUGCCUAUGCUGCAGUCUGGGGUCAUGACCUUUGGAUUUACCCCAACAAAGAGGGCUUCCAGCUGGGUGUCGCCUCCUUUUCCGUCCCCCUGAACGUGGCCUCGGUCAAAUCUACAGGGAAACACUCGUUCAGCCUCAUCACUCCAUACAGGACCUUCAACAUGUCUGUGGAUUCGUCGAAGGAUCUCUCCACCUGGUUAGACAGCCUGUCAUCGACUAUCCAGAGCGCGCUGUCCUGCAGUCAGGUGGCGCUGCGUCUCUGGGAAAACCCAUACAACAAGGUGUGUGGUGACUGCAGCGCAGCCAAUCCAGAGUGGGCGUCAGUCAACCUGCUGCUCGUCAUGUGUCAGCGCUGUGCAGGUCACCAUCGUGCUCUUGGCAGUAACCUGUCGAAGGUCCGCAGUCUAAGGAUGGACAACAAAAUCUGGACUGAACCACUCAUCCAGCUGUUUGUUACAUAUGGUAACCAGCUGGCAAAUCAGGUGUGGGCUCCAGCGGUGCCGGCAGUGGAGCAGCUCCUCCCGGAGUCAACAGAUGAGGAGAGGUCAAAGUUCAUCAAGGAUAAAUACAGCAGUGGGCGCUACAGACGGGCCCACGCGCUGGCCUCAUUUCCCUCCAUGAUGGAGCAGAGGCUGUAUCAGGUGGUGUGCACUGAUGAUGUCGAGGAAACGAUGUCUCUGAUCUGCUCCGGGGCAAAGGUGUCUUCAUCAGACCCACAGACCCCCUCCCUCAUCCUGCUGGCAGAACGAGCCAAUCAGGCUCUGCAGACCGAGCUGCUCCGAGUCAAUGAGUACACAGAGGUUCCGCCUCACCAGCCCCAGUCAGCCAGAAAAAGACUUGACUCCGCCCCCUCAGGUGAAGAGGAGGAGGAGCUUCAUGGGAAACUGGAGGAUGAUCGUUUUCUCUUCUCUUUGGAAAAUGAAUCAGCAGCCUGCGACGUGCUCGACCUGCGAGAGGUUCUGUCUGUCUUCCUCAAAGAUGGACCGGCUCAUCAGUUCGAGAUUGUGACGCUCAGAGAUCAGCUGAUCUGUGCUGCUGAUGAUAGGGAGGGGCUGCUGAAUCACCUGGUCCAUAUUCUGAAGGUGGUUCUUCCAGGGGGCGUGUCUUAUGCUGAGGUGGGCGGAGCCUUUGCAGUCAGUAAAGUGUGUAUUGUAGAAGUGGGCAGGGCCUCCAAUCAUCCAGAAGCCUGGUUGCUGCUUUGGGAGGAUGGAGUCAGCAUUUACCCCAUCUACAGACAAUCACAUCAGCCUCUGAUGAUCGAUCUGAGCAUGCUCAGUCACCAUGACAUGAAUCCAUCUGAAAACCUCAUCACUAUGGUAACUGCAGACAGGAGGGUGUCGCUGCGUUUCGAGGAGCUGUACAGCUGUCAGACCUGGUUCAACCACCUGCAGAAAGCUGUGUCCAAUCAGAGCUCAGCCCCACCGUGUUCUCCUGCAGCCAAUCAGAGCUCAGCUCAUCGCUCUCUGUACCCAGUGAUGGACGUGCGGCUAAGAGGCUCGGUGCCGCCAGCCAUCGAGCGCUGUAUCUCCCACAUCACCACCUACGGUCUGAAGGUGGAGGGCGUGUACCGGCGCUGCGGUCUUGCUUCCAAAGUCAGCCAAUUGGUGGAAGCCCUGAUGACAUCACCAAACUCCGCCCCUCUGGAGAGUGACGAGCAGGGUGUGCUGAAUACUAGCUCCGCCCUCAAACAAUAUGUACGCCAGCGAGCAAGUCUGAUCCCCGAUGGAGCCCAAGGGCAGUGGCUGCAGGCCGCAGGUAUUCCAGAUGAGGCCCGCAGGUUUAAGGAGUACAGACGGUUACUACGGCAACUUCCCGAUGACAGCCGAGCAAUCCUGAACGCUCUGUUUGGACACUUCUACAUGGUCCAGGUGUUCUCGCAGGUGAACAAGAUGUCGGCCCAUAACCUGGCCGUGGUCCUGGCCCCGUCUUUGUUUCAGGCCAUGAACCAGGACCUGAUCACCCUCAACAGAGAGUUCAUCAUCCACCACACUCUGCUCUUCCUUACCCCAGACUCAGCUCAGAGGGAGGAGGAGGAGCAGAUCACCACCUUCUGAUGAAGAUCAGCUCGAGUUUCCUGAUUUUUAUUUUUUAACAAGCUCGUUUUUGGGAUGUCGGAGGAAACGUUUUACUGUUUUUAUUUUGAACCCUCAGAAUCACUCACAUUAAUCUGGGACCAAUCACUGCCCACUUCCUGUUUCCUGUUUGCGCCCCCUGCUGGUAGUUUACUCUCAUUUUAUAAGCCAGCGUGUGACAUAAUGGAGCUGCUGAUGGGAGAGGCUGCAGCUCCACGUUAAUGUGGGUUAUACCCAAAUAUGGGCUGAUUUGAAUCAUUUUGGCACACAGAAGUGUGAACGUUGAAAAUCUGAUUUAAAUUCUUGUUUUAUUGUUUCAUUCUCAGCUCGUUAGAGUCUGAACCUUUUAAUGAGGGGAUGUUAGAUUAGUUUUCCUUCAUAAAUCAGAGGAUUUCUGUGUGAUUCGGAGCUGAAGAGUUUCAUAAAUCUGAGUGAACAUGAACGCAUCGCUGUGUGCAGACUGCAGUCAGUGUGUGGAGGUUUGUGUGUCUGUGUGUCACUCCUGUUUUUACUGUAAUCGAUCAAACAAAAUCACAGAUAUCAGCAUGAACCUUUUACUGUUUCUGAGAUCUGUAGUUACCUAACGAGUCCUUAAAAUUGUUCUUUUACAGAAACAAUAAAAACCUGAAUGAAAAAAGUUUUUUAUUUUUCUGCAGUUUCAUUUUUAUCUUGUAGA
Messenger RNA from Archocentrus centrarchus (flier cichlid), 4225 nucleotides. Its product is annotated as arf-GAP with Rho-GAP domain, ANK repeat and PH domain-containing protein 1. The transcript has 26 exons. Lineage: Eukaryota; Metazoa; Chordata; Actinopteri; Cichliformes; Cichlidae. Gene Ontology annotation, cellular component: cytoplasm. Bases 88 to 3531 code for a protein of 1147 amino acids. Gene Ontology annotation, biological process: positive regulation of GTPase activity; signal transduction; regulation of cell shape. Gene Ontology annotation, molecular function: GTPase activator activity; phosphatidylinositol-3,4,5-trisphosphate binding. The record is from RefSeq and is a predicted model, not a curated record.